This is a messenger RNA of Pimephales promelas (fathead minnow), 5178 nucleotides long. The record is from RefSeq and is a predicted model, not a curated record. NCBI's taxonomy places the organism in Eukaryota, Metazoa, Chordata, Actinopteri, Cypriniformes, Leuciscidae.
AUGACAACCUCAGACUGACUCUAAUGCACUCUCGGUUCUGGACGGGGGGAGGAGGGUCGGGACCGGCCACACACACACAUACACACACACACACACACACUCACACACACACUAUCUGGCUGUCCGUCGGUGGAGUGUGUGUCGUCCAUGACCGUGUGUUUUAGUUGCAAGAAAGAAGAGAAGAGAAAAGCCGCCACAUCCUCUCGGCUCUCGGAAGAGGUCCAUCAACAUCAGCGCCAAUGGAGCUCCUAUGCGGCCGCGAGCUGCCAUUCUGGCCCAAUCUCACGCUGCACUCGGACCGGCCCGAUCUCCCAGAAUGCUUCCAGCUGUCGGUCCUGCCCUGGGCUCCCUGCAUCUACCUGUGGGUCACCUCGCCUUUCUACAUCCUCUACCUGCGGAGGAACAGCAGGGGAUACAUCAUGAUGUCUGUGUUAAACAGAAUCAAAACGGCUCUUGGCUUGAUAUUGUGGAUAGUAUGCUGGACAGACCUGUUUUCUUCAUUUCAUGAGAUGAACCAGGAUCACAUUAUACCUCCAAUAUAUUUUGUUACACCUUUAAUAGUCGGCAUGACGAUGUUGCUAGCCACGUUCCUGAUCCAGUUCGAGAGGCUGCGAGGAGUGCAGUCGUCCGGUGUGCUCUUCAUAUUCUGGACCAUCUCAGUGUUGUGUGCCAUUGUGCCUUUCCGGUCCAAAAUCCUGCAUGCCAAACAAGAGAACGAGGUCAGAGACAAGCUGAGGUUCACAACGUUCUACAUGUACUUCGGCCUCAUCCUGACUGAACUGAUCCUGUCCUGCUUCAACGAGAAGCCCCCUCUCUUCUCCAGGGCCGGCACAGACCCUAAUGUGUGUCCAGAAACGACUGCCGGAUUCCUCUCAAAAAUGACCUUUUGGUGGUUUACAAGUAUGGCCAUUAAAGGCUACAAGUCUCCGCUGGAGAAUAAAGACCUGUGGUCCCUGAACCAGCAGGACAGCUCAGCGCUGGUGGUCCCCAGUCUGCUCAACCAAUGGGAGGUGGAGAAAGCCAAAGCGCUGAGUGAGCAGAGCGUGAAGGACCAGGCCGCGUUCACGAAAGCGGACGGCGGCGCUGAAACGAACCACGUGGGUCCCGAGGAGGCGCAGGUUCUGCUGACCCCGCGGAAGGAGUCCCGGCAGCCCUCGUUCCUGCGGGCGCUGCUCCGCGCCUUCGGGCCCUACUUCCUCAUCGGCUCCGCCUACAAACUCCUGCAGGACCUCAUCACCUUCGUCAACCCGCAGCUGCUCAGGAUGUUGAUUGACUUCACCAAGAACACGCACGCGCCGCUGUGGUGGGGUUACGCGCUGGCCUUCCUGAUGUUCGGCACUUCCCUCUUACAGACCCUCAUCUUGCAUCAGCACUUUCAGUACUGCUUUGUCACGGGCAUGAGGCUUCGCUCUGCGAUCAUCGGAGCCAUCUACAGGAAGUCUCUAGUGAUCACGAACGCAGCCAAGCGCUCGUCUACGGUGGGCGAGGUGGUCAAUCUGAUGUCUGUGGACGCUCAGCGCUUCAUGGAUCUCACCACCUUCCUCAACAUGCUGUGGUCAGCGCCGCUGCAGAUCAUCCUGGCGCUCUUCUUCCUGUGGCAGAACCUGGGUCCGUCGGUGUUGGCUGGUGUGGCCGUGAUGGUUCUGCUGAUCCCAUUCAACGCUUUCAUCGCCAUGAAGACCAGAACUUACCAGGUGGAGCAGAUGAAACACAAGGACGACCGCAUCAAGCUGAUGAACGAGAUCCUCAACGGCAUCAAGGUGUUGAAGCUCUACGCCUGGGAGACCUCCUUCAAGGAGAAGAUCCUGGCCAUCCGACAGAAGGAGCUGAAUGUGCUGAAGAAGACGGCCUACCUCAGCGCUCUGUCCACCAUGGCCUGGACCAGCGCGCCCUUCCUGGUGGCCUUGACCACGUUUGCUGUCUAUGUGACAGUGGAUGAAGAAAACGUCUUGGAUGCGGAGAAGGCCUUCGUGUCCUUGUCUCUGUUCAACAUCUUGAGAUUCCCGCUGAACAUGCUUCCACAAGUCAUCAGCAGCAUCGUACAAGCCAGCGUGUCUCUGAAGCGCAUCCAGGAUUUCCUGAGUCACGAUGAACUGGAUCCAGAGAAUGUGGACAGAAGAAACAACGCCUCCGAAUAUGCCGUGACGGUUGUCAAUGGGAAAUUCGCAUGGGCCAAACAAGACCAGGUCACUCUCGACAACAUUAAUGUGCUGGUGCCUCAGGGCUCUCUGCUGGCGGUGGUGGGUCACGUGGGCUGUGGGAAGACCUCACUGGUGUCGGCUCUACUGGGAGAGAUGGUGAAGCUCGAGGGCCAGAUCUCCAUACGGGGAUCGGUGGCGUAUGUCCCACAGCAGGCCUGGAUCCAGAACGCCUCUCUCAGGGACAACAUCCUCUUCGGAAGACCGUACGAGGAGCAGAAGUACAGGUGUGUGCUGGAGGCCUGCGCGCUGACCCCUGACCUGGAAGUGCUUCCUGGAGGAGACCAGACCGAGAUCGGGGAGAAGGGCAUUAAUCUGUCCGGAGGCCAGAGGCAGAGAGUGAGCUUGGCUCGAGCGCUGUACAGUGAGGCUGAUGUGUUUCUGCUGGAUGACCCUCUGUCUGCGGUCGACGCUCAUGUUGCCAAACACAUCUUUGAUAAGGUCAUCGGGCCUGACGGCGCUCUCAAGGGAAAGACGCGUGUGCUGGUGACGCACGGCAUCAGCUUCCUCCCUCAGGUGGACAACAUCCUGGUCCUGGUGGACGGGGGCGUGUCCGAGGCGGGGUCCUAUCAGGAGCUGCUCCAGCAGAACGGGGCCUUCGCCGAGUUCCUCAGGAACUACUCGCUCGAUGACAUCAUCGAGGACCAGGAGGAGCUCACACUGUCGUUGGUUGACGAAGAGGAGGACUUCCCUGACGAUGCUCUCAGUAAUCACACAGAUAUGGUGGAUAACGAGCCUGUUGUGAACGAGGCCCGCAGAAAGUUCAUGAGGCAGAUCAGUGUCAUGUCGAAUGAUCCGGAAAACCCAAAGAAAAUGUCCCGGCGCCGGCGCUGCAGUGAGAGAAAACACCCCGAGCCACCGCUGGAGAAGGAGGAGAAGAAGGAGAACAAGCUGAUCCAGGCGGAGACCACUGAGACCGGGCGGGUAAAGCUGAAGGUGUACUGGGAGUACAUGAAGGCUGUGGGCCCUCUCCUCUCGCUCUUCAUCUGCUUCCUGUACGGCUGUCAGAGCGCCGCUGCGAUCGGGGCCAACUUCUGGCUCAGCGAGUGGACCAACGACGCGCAGCUCAACCGGACGCAGGCGCGCGUGGAGAUGAGGGUCGGCGUGUACGCAGCGCUGGGUCUUUCUCAAGGUGUGCUGAUUCUGGCCAACGCUUUACUGUGCCGGGCGUACAGCACACUGAAGGCGGCCCGCCACACACACCAGCACAUGCUCCAGGCCAUCCUGAGCGCGCCACAGGCCUUUUUCGAGGCCACCCCCUCAGGCCGGGUCCUGAACCGCUUCAGCAAAGACGUGGACACUAUAGACUCGCUCAUUCCAGACAAUAUUGAUAUCUGGAUGCGCACUUUCUGGUACACAGUAAAUGUGCUGCUCGUUUGCUCUGUCCUCACCCCUAUGUUCCUCAUAGUCAUAGUGCCGUUAAUGCUGUUCUAUUGGUGGGUCCAGAGGUUUUAUGUGGCCACGUCUCGUCAGCUUAAGAGGCUGGAGUCUGUCAGUAGGUCUCCUAUAUAUUCUCAUUUCUCGGAGACCAUCACGGGCACGAGCGUGAUCCGCGCGUACGGGCGCCACGGCGCCUUCGUUCUCAUGAGCGAUAUGAAAGUGGAUGAGAACCAAAAGAGUUACUAUCCUGGUAUCGUCUCCAACAGGUGGUUGGGGGUUCGGAUCGAGUUUAUCGGGAACUGUAUUGUGUUGUUUGCUGCUCUGUUCGCUGCGGUCGGGAAAGAUAAACUGAGUCCUGGUCUGGUGGGUCUGUCAGUGUCCUACGCUCUACAGGUCACGAUGUCCCUUAACUGGAUGGUGAGGAUGACCUCUGACCUUGAGAGCAACAUAGUAGCGGUGGAAAGAGUGAAGGAGUAUUCAGAAACACCGACUGAGGCUCCAUGGGUCGUGCAGGACAAGCGCCCGCCGCCGGACUGGCCGCCCGAGGGAAACGUGGAGUUCGUGGAUUACAGCGUGAGAUAUCGAGAAGGACUGGACCUGGUGCUGAAGAACGUCUCUCUGAAGGUCAAGGGAGGAGAGAAGAUCGGCAUCGUGGGAAGGACGGGAGCCGGGAAGUCGUCGAUGACUCUGUGUUUGUUUCGUCUGCUGGAAGCGGCGGGCGGAGAGAUCGUGAUCGACGAGGUGAAGAUCUCGGAGAUCGGCCUUCAUGACCUGCGAUCCAAACUCACCAUCAUCCCUCAGGAGCCGGUUCUCUUCUCUGGGACUCUGCGGAUGAACCUUGACCCCUUUGAUAAAUACAGUGAUGAGGAACUGUGGAAAGCUCUGGAACAGUCUCAUCUGAAGAAGUUUGUGAGCAGUCAGGCUUUAAAGCUGGACCUGGAGUGCUCUGAGGGAGGAGAGAACCUCAGUGUGGGUCAGAGGCAGCUGGUGUGUUUGGCUCGAGCUCUGCUGAGGAAGACGAGGAUCCUGGUUCUAGAUGAAGCAACAGCCGCUGUGGAUCUGGAGACGGACGACCUGAUCCAGUCCACCAUCCGCACACAGUUCGAGGACUGCACCGUGUUCACCAUCGCCCACAGACUCAACACCAUCAUGGACUACACCAGAGUGCUUGUCCUGGAUAAGGGUCAGAUCGCAGAGUUCGACACGCCGUCCGCUCUCAUCGGGCAGAAAGGAAUAUUCUUCGGCAUGGCUAAAGAUGCCGGUCUGGUGUGAGGCGUCGUGUAACACACACCGCUGUGCCUUGGCUCACUCUCACACACUGAAUGUGUGCAUCCAGGAUCUGUGUUUGUUUUAUACAUGAAUUAUGUUUUCUAUAACUACAGUGCCACUGUUCCUGAAUCAGUCGCUGUCAGGAUGAAGCAGGCUAUUUUUGUACUGUAUUAUUUAAGUCACUUUCUGAAGAUAUUCAUAGGGAAGAUUUACUGCUCAGUUACAUGUGUGUGUGUGUGAGAUUCCUUUUGUAAACCAAAUCUGUAAAAACUUGAAUUCUGUUACCAGAAUUGGAGCAUUGUUGCAUUUAUUAAAAAAAUUAUACUGUUUC